Molecule: messenger RNA, 1910 nt
Organism: Elaeis guineensis (African oil palm)
Lineage: Eukaryota; Viridiplantae; Streptophyta; Magnoliopsida; Arecales; Arecaceae
Product: inner membrane protein PPF-1, chloroplastic
Biological process (GO): protein localization to chloroplast; thylakoid membrane organization; protein insertion into membrane
Cellular component (GO): chloroplast thylakoid membrane
Molecular function (GO): membrane insertase activity
Source: RefSeq, a predicted model, not a curated record
ACAACGGAUAACGGUAGAACAAACCCCACUGCCUCCACUCCCUCUUGCUCUCUCCCCCUCUCCCACUACAUGUCUACAUCCCUCCCCUCCCUCAUCCCUUCCCGACCGCUUAUGAAAACCUAACACCUCCAAUCCGCCAAAACCUUAAUCUAUGGCGAAAAUCCUAAUCUCCUCACCCUCCUCCUUUUUUGCUUCCCCCCUCCCUCCUUUCCCCCGCCAUGGCCGGCCCGGCCUCCCCCUCUACCGCCCUCGGCGGGCGGAUACCAGGGUCAGGCUCAGCUUCCAUGAGAUUCCUCCUCCUCACGGCCUGGAUUCCUUCGUCGAUGUCUCCGGAAUUGUUUCCAGAGUGGAGGGUCUCCUGUACACGCUCGCCGAUGCUGCCGUGGCUGCUGAUCCUUCUUCCACGGGUGCUGCUGCUACCACUUCGGUUCAGAAGAACGGGGGAUGGUUCGGGUUCAUCUCGGACGCCAUGGAAGUAGUUCUUAAGGUGCUAAAAGAUGGCCUUACAGCUAUACACAUACCAUAUGCUUAUGGUUUUGCUAUCAUCUUGCUCACAGUUAUCGUUAAGGUGGCAACAUUUCCGUUGACGAAGAAACAGGUUGAAUCAAGUUUAGCAAUGCAAAAUUUACAGCCAAAGAUCAAAGCAAUUCAAGAGAGAUAUGCAGGCAACCAGGAAAGAAUACAACUGGAGACAGCCCGUUUGUACAGGCAAGCUGGGGUGAAUCCAUUAGCAGGAUGUUUACCUACUUUGGCUACCAUACCUGUGUGGAUUGGUCUUUAUCAAGCUCUCUCAAAUGUAGCAAAUGAGGGUUUGCUGACAGAAGGAUUUUUCUGGAUUCCUUCUUUGGGGGGCCCAACUACAAUUGCUGCUCGACAAAGUGGAUCUGGCAUUUCCUGGCUCAUACCAUUUGUGGAUGGACAUCCGCCUUUGGGCUGGUCAGACACAGUGGCUUACCUUGUUCUACCUGUGCUUCUUGUUGUUUCUCAGUAUGUCUCCAUGGAGAUCAUGAAACCCCCUCAGACUGAUGAUCCAGCUUCGAAAAACUCACUUCUCAUUUUCAAAUUCCUUCCUGUUAUGAUCGGUUACUUUGCUUUAUCAGUUCCAUCAGGAUUGUCAAUUUAUUGGUUUACAAACAAUAUCCUCAGCACUGCUCAACAACUAUGGUUACGAAAAUUAGGUGGUGCCAAGCCUGCUGUUGCGGAGGAUGGUGGUGGAAUCAUUAGUGCUGGACGGGCAAAGCGUUCUAGUUCUCAGCCAGUACGGGCGGGUGAAAGGUUUAAACAACUAAAAGAAGAAGAAAAUAGGCUAAAACUUAACAAAGCAUUGCCAGCUGAGGAGGUGCAGGUUCUGGCGUCUACAUCAGAUGCUGGUGAUAUUUCAGAUGGAAAAUCUAAGGAUAAGGAGGAAGAUCUAGAAGAAGCAUAUUCUGCUCCUGGCAAACAAAUUCCGAAUUAUACCAGGCCAAGGAAGGGUAAAAGAUCAAAACGGAAGCGCGCAGUGCAGUAGUUUAGAAGAUCACAUAUGAAUCUUUUACAACAUCUGGUGAGUGAUUUCUUCUCAUGCAGCUGUACCAUAAUGCAUGCACAUGGCCAUUUUGAUUUUGGACUUCUUUAGAAAGCAAGGUUUCAAAUGCAAAAAUCUUGUCAGGAGAGCAGCAAAAUGGGGCAGAAGAAAAUUUCUUAGCCAUUCCAUGACAUAAUGUUGGUCUGUAAAAGUUGUCAUCCAUUCCACUGUUGUUUUUUUGGAAUUUAUCAACUCCACUGUUCAGAUCCACAUCUAAGUAUAUACAAUCAAAGGUCGAUUGCAUGUUACCACCUGAGCAUAUCAAAUUGUAACAAUAUUAUGGUGGCAUUGUAUCAUUUAAAGGCUCAUUGAUUAUCCAAAUUGAGGUCUGAAUUUUAAAAAGAAA